UUUAUACACCUUGAUUACUUCCCAUCAAAUAUUGUGCGAGCAGGCAAGGUUUUUGCUCCAAGCCAGGUGAAAAGCAAAUCGUGCAUAUUUCGUGACGAAUCCUGCAGACUGUGCAGCCGCAAGUGUUUCCGUGCGCUGACGAGCACGCUCAGCAUCGAAAGCCGUUUAACGCGAACCGCGUUCAGCACGGCACACGCGUUCGUACCUAGCCAUCUGCCAUUCGGAUUUCGCAGUUUCCCAUUGCUGCCCGUCGGUGCCGAGAGCGCGAGCGAGAGCGAGAGAGUGAGCGAAGGGAGCGCGAAAAUUGUGACAGUGUGAAAGAGUGCGCGCUAGGCAGUGCAAGCGAGAGUGUGAGUCAGGGCCGCACACACAGCACACAGCACGUUUUGUUCAACUCCCAGAAGUUUUGCCUCACCGUACGAAAAUGGCGUCGAUAGAUUCCCAGUCGAAAAACCGUAUGCAGGGUUUUAAAAACAAAGGAAAGGACCAGGAUGAAAUGCGUCGGCGACGAACGGAGGUUACGGUGGAGCUGCGCAAAAACAAACGCGAAGAGACGAUCCUCAAGCGACGCAACGUUCCUCAGACCACAGAAUCGACCGACGAGGAGGACUACACACUACAGUCGAACCUGAAGAAGCUGGUCGAGAAGGCCGGCAACAGCAGUGACAAAGAGGGCCAGCUGGCGGCGGUGCAGGCCGCCCGUCGCCUGUUGUCGUCGGACCGCAAUCCUCCGAUUAACAAUCUCAUCGACAGCGGCAUUCUCCCGAUCUUAGUCAAUUGUCUCGAGCAGGACGACAACCAGGUGCUGCAGUUCGAGGCGGCCUGGGCGCUCACCAACAUCGCAUCCGGCACGGCCGCACAGACGAACCAGGUGGUGCGGGCCGGGGCCGUCCCGCUGUUCCUGCGCCUGCUCAACUCGCCGGCCCCGAACGUGUGCGAGCAGGCGGUGUGGGCCCUGGGCAACAUCAUCGGCGACGGGCCGAGCCUGCGCGACUACGUGAUUAAGCUGGGCGUGGUGCAGCCGCUGCUGUCCUUCAUUCAGCCGGAAAUUCCGAUCCCCUUCCUGCGCAACGUCACCUGGGUGAUCGUGAACCUGUGCCGCAACAAGGAUCCGCCGCCACCGGCCGCCACGAUUCUCGAGAUUCUGCCGGCACUGAACAUGCUGAUCCAUCACACGGACAUCAACAUCCUGGUCGACACGGUGUGGGCGCUGAGCUAUCUGACCGACGGGGGCAACGAGCAGAUACAGCUCGUGAUCGACAGCGGCGUGGUGCCGAAGCUGAUCCCGCUGCUGUCGCACGUCGAGGUUAAGGUACAGACGGCCGCGCUUCGUGCCGUCGGUAACAUCGUCACCGGCUCGGACGAUCAGACACAGGUCGUGCUGAACUGUGACGCACUGUCGCACUUCCCCAAACUGCUGACGCACAGUAAGGACAAGAUCCGCAAGGAGGCAGUAUGGUUCCUGUCGAACAUAACGGCCGGAAAUCAAUCGCAGGUGCAGGCCGUCAUCGAUGCCGGUCUGCUGCCGAAGGUGAUCGAAAAUCUGAAGCACGGCGACUUCCAUACGCAGAAGGAGGCAGCCUGGGCGAUCAGCAACCUGACGAUCAGCGGCAACCGUGAACAGGUGGCGCAGCUGAUCAACGACGGUGCCGUGCCGCCGUUCUGCGAUCUGCUAAUGUGCCAGGACUGUCAAGUGAUCAAUGUUGUAUUGGAUGGUAUUAACAACAUGCUGAAACUGGCCGGCCCACAUGCAGAGCACGUUGCGAAUCUGAUCGAGGAAUGCGACGGUGUGUCCAAGAUUGAAGUUUUGCAGAAUCACGAAAAUGUCGAAAUUUAUAAGCUCGCGUAUGACAUCAUUGAGCAGUUCUUUUCGGACGAUGUUGACGAAGCAGUCCUGGAAGACCUUAGACCGGCAGCUGACGAGAACGCGUUCCAGUUCAACCAGAAUCCGAACAUUCCCCGCGACGGGUUCAACUUCUAAGCUACGGAACAGAAUCACGAACGAAUGGGAAUGGGAUUCUGCAAUCGCACAUCAGAUUCACGAAUACUACAAGACACGGAUACUUUAGCGAACGUCAGCAACCAAUUAUGGUGGUGUUUGUUUCGCUCGCCGCGGGCAAGAGACACACCACCAGUACGUCACAGCAGACUCCGAAUACGAACACACAACUUUUAGGACUUGCUUUUGCACGACUGCAGCAUCGCUGAGAAGAAAGAGAGGAGCAUUUAUAUGGUAAAUUUUAAUCUGCUCGGCUAUCUCCCAACAACAGCAGAAAUAGCAAAACAGCAGCAGCAUCAAAGAAAUUCUUUGUUAGGGACAAAUGAGCGAGGAUCGUCCUGUUCUUGUAAUCACUUUUUUUGACAAUAUCAUCUCCGCCAGCAAAUGAUUUUGGUGGAAACAUCGUAGGGAUUGUACAAUGCUCUGCAUAAACAAGCCUGUGUUCUAGUGCGGUCGGAACGGCAGCCCGAUAUUGGGCUGAUCAUCAUCAACGAUGUUAACUUCCAUUUGUGUUUUCUACGAAAAGGUAACUCCACUCGUAACAAAGAGCGUGUUUUAGGGUAAUGUAGCUCGAGAUAAUAAUGAUGAUGAUGAUGGGUCACCGCAAAAGAGGAUGAUUUAUGAUUUAGGACCAAAACCCGUAGUUUUGUUGACGUAUUUAGUUAAUUUCCUACCGCGAAGUAUAUUGAACAUCCCAUCAUCAAAAUGUCCGGUUAGCAGGAUAUGCCUAACCUUCAGCUUGUGCGUUACUGGUUACAAGCCAACCAGAAGAUAGAUAGUGUACUUGUAUAGAGAACUUUUGUUUUGGACUAAUUUCACGUUAAAAUUCAUUGUUAACUCCCAGAGAGAACUAUCUGCUGCAUAAGCAAUGAAUGUGAACUUCAUUGUAAACAAACAAACACACACACAUACACUUUUGGUGGUGUGGUUCGGCUAACAGAAAACCCUGGAACUCUGCAACCGACAUAAAUAUCGAUAUUUAUUGGAAUUCAAGGACUGAUGACUUAUUCGUACGUAUCCUCUAACCCGACGACCACUGACCGAUCCACAUUGUGUGACAGCAUUAGAGUCGCAGCGGCCGGGCAUUAUUCACCGAUGCCGCUAGCGCUAAAGCAUGGUAGCAGGACGAAUGCGAAGAGAUAGAAUGUAUCACAAAACCAGAAGCAAUGUCAAUGUAUCUUUCUAAUAUAUUUACUAAGAAUCCGGAAGUUAGCACAGAAAGAGAGAGAGAGCUAGGGAGUGGUGAGGUUGGAAGGGAGUCAGAUCAUUAAACAAUUUUCCAGCACGAGAUCAUACGACGCUGUGUCAUAGGAGGCAACCGUAUAUGGGUAUCGGGCAAAGGCAUCUAGAGACAGGAACCGUCGUCUAUCUGUCGGUUUGGUUAGUUGAGGUCUAUGUGUGACACCUGAUCGUCAUGAUGCGAAAAAUGGCCUCUCUUAGCGGGAACGUAUAUUCGAUUCUAUUUAAAAAAAGGGGGACACACUCCGUGCACAACCACCUGUUCAGUUUUACCCGCAAAAAAUGAGGACAUUAUAGAGGAAUGAAGCUAUAGGAGCAAAUCCUGGGGAUAAAAAGGUACAACAACACUAAACAAAAAAGGCAGGACAACAUCAACACAACAACACCACGCAAACACGCAAACCAAAACUAAACGCUACAUGAACACCCAAUGCUACAAGAUGUGCGCAUUGGGAUGCAUCUAUGUGCAAGAUACCUAAAAUGGCCCACGAUAGCAAUCGUUGUGAUUCUUUGUGGAAGGCGCGGCCACUUAUCAGAGGCUUUCCAGACCGCUGUAAAUAGAUCCCUUGACGCAAGAACAAUACAAAACAAAACAAAACAAAGCAAAGCAAACGAGAACUAUCUCCUCCUUCCUAUCUGUUUUUGGAGUCGAAAGCAAUGUUCGGCCGGAAGUGUGGUGUAGUAGCUGUUGAAUUUUAAUAUGAACUACUUUUUCGUUUUCACCUCUUUUAUGUGUGUUAUUAAUUGCCGGGAGAGGGGAAAUGUGAACCGAACUCUCUGUCCUAGGACACUGUGUGCGGUACAACAACCCUCCCCGUCCGUUUGCGUAUGUAUAUGUACAUUGCCACACAGACUGCUCGCAGCCGGCGGACAGUUUGUGCGUCAGUUAUAGGUGUAAAAACAGGGCACAGUGGGGCGCAAAUGUAAUGAAUGCUGGCAUUUUUUUAAAUAUAAAAUAAUCGCGGCGUGUACGUACACCCGUGCGUGUUGUCACCCGCUGAAAGGCCGUUGGUCGAACAGGAGAAGGAUCACCAUCAUUAUCAUGAUCGUGUGGUGUGCGAUCGGGAUCGGGCUGUGUGAGGGAAACCAUGUGAAUUAAUUAAGCGCAUUGUGUGUAAAGGAGAGUGAGAGAAAUAGGAAACUUUUAGAAAAUCACUUCACCAACCACCCGCAAAGGGCAAAAGGGCAACGCGAAAGCGAAAGUAGAGCUAUUAGAGACAUGAUAUGGAGCACUAUCAAAGUGAGGCUUCCGUUGUUUUGUGAUCACGAGAACACUUUCUGCUACUAGAAGUGUCGUUGUUGUGAGGAGAAGUAGGAGGAGGAGGAGUAGGGUGUGAGAGAAUGAGGAACUUGCUGCUACUCAUCGAAAACCUUUUAAGCAACUUUUGUGCCCGAUGAGUAGAAGCGACAAAACGCAAGGGGCAUCGAUGGGGGAAAAAUGCGGUGCGUAUUGUUGCCUUUGCGCUCGCAUUAGUAGACAUAUUGAUAUUUUUGUAACAUAGUAUCUUUUUCUUUUUAAUUGACGUCGUUUCUGCGGCGCUGCCACAUGCCACACGCUCGCAGGCCACCACCACACCACCCCUCCCUGAUAGGAGCGGCGGUUUUGGGUGCGGCAGCAGAUAUAGUAGAGCGCAAUGCGCUGGGGGUCCGCGCGAUUGCAACACGUGUAAAAGUAAUUUAUUUUCUACGACUUACUAGAAAAAACUAAACGGAACGAUAUAUAGAGCUUUUUGGGGGACGCGUGGAAGAGCGGGCGAGAGUUUUGCAUGCACACUUAAAGGGUACUGUGCACCUCCGCCCUCUUCCCCUUCCCAAACGUAGGACAGAAGGAGCAAGAGAGAGAGAGAAAAAGAGAGGCAAAGAGAAUACCAUUUAACACAACGCGCGCUGUAAAAUACGUUGCCGAAACGAAGCAGCGGUUCAGAAAGUCUGAUUUGAGGUAAAUCCUACCUACUACCUACUACGCGGAUACGGGAGCCAUAUAGGAAAGCGGUUCCCUUUGCGCGGGAGCAUGAUGUGCCCGCGUUUCCUCACUCUCUGUCAAUCCUCUUUGCAUUGAGAGGAGAUGACGAUGACGAUGAUGAUGAUGCACUUUCGGGAUCGCGUCGAAAGUGCAUUGUUGGCGAUCGGUGUUGCACCGUGUGCAGAGCGCGCCGCAUUCAGUUUAAGCUUUAACAAAAGAAGAAGAGGAGGAAGAAAUAAGGGUGAAGAUGCAGUGGAGAUCAGCCUACGGCCAAGGCAUAAAAAAAUACGCCAGUGAUGAAUUCGGGGACAGGGCUCGUCGGAAGCGUGCACUCUCGGCACCCCGCGUAGGACACUGGAUCUGGCAUUUGUGGUCUUGUUUUUUUUUGUAUUGCCAGUCCACCGAGGAAGCACACCGAGAGACGUUGUUGCCGUGUCCGGGGAGCCAGCCGCCCUAUGUACAUGAUGAUGAUGUUUUACAACAAAUAUUUGCCUCUUGCCAAACCGCGUGUUUAGAUGGAGGAGGAAGGGCUCUCUAGACGAGAAAAGAGGGCUUACUAUAUGGAGGCGCGCACAUUACGUUGUUUUUUUGUUUCUCUCCUCCUUCCUUUAAGCAAACUGUGCGCAACCUCCCCUGUACCUGCCAAAUUUGGAAGUUGGUAAUGAGAGGGGGGAGGGGAGGAGUUGCGGGUUGCUGUCUCUACUACAACAAAGAUGAUGGUGCACCGGGGAACCGGAAUUAGGGAUUACGGAACGUACGAACUCCUUCCCUUUUAUUGUCCAGCGCGCAGGGAUUCAAAUCUGUAAAAAUUCUUUAUAUAUACACACAUAAGAGCCACACAAAAAAACUACACAAAAAGAGAGGUAGAGAGAGAGAGGGGGGGAGAAGGACAAACAUGUACCAUUUAUUCCAGGAGGAAGAAAUUGUGGGGGGGCUGAGAAUUGGGAUGUAAAGAGAUGUCGGAUAUCGAAAAACAAAAAUUGUGUAAAUCCAAUACGGUAAAAAAAAAGCAAAAGCAGGAAACACUCGCACUCGAGACAAACGGACAUUACAGCUGAAAGCAACAGAUUAUUUUUUAUCUCUAUCAACGAACCAGAAAAGGGACUCGAAAUAAUAGUAUUUCACAGGACGUUAACAUCAUCUGCAACCACACACACAGAGCGAGAGAGACACGGAGGGAAAAGCAGGAAAACUCCAUAGCGAAAAGUGUAAGCUUAAACAUUUGUUUCAUUUCUGUGUCCUUGGUGAGGUAUGAAAAGAAUAACAGAAUUGACUUGAUACAAAUCAUUAA
Messenger RNA from Anopheles coluzzii, 6492 nucleotides. RefSeq names its product importin subunit alpha-3 (gene Kap-alpha3). The coding region runs from base 425 to 1981 and encodes 518 amino acids. Lineage: Eukaryota; Metazoa; Arthropoda; Insecta; Diptera; Culicidae. The record is from RefSeq and is a predicted model, not a curated record. Gene Ontology annotation, molecular function: nuclear import signal receptor activity; protein binding. The transcript is spliced from 5 exons. Gene Ontology annotation, cellular component: cytoplasm; nucleoplasm; nucleus. Gene Ontology annotation, biological process: NLS-bearing protein import into nucleus.